AUGGCCGACCUCGAUGCGGAACUUCUUGCUCUUGCCGGAGGCGACUCCUCUGGCGAAGAGAGCAUGCCUUCGUCCCCCAAGCGCAAAUCUCCUUCACCUGCCCGCUCCAAGAAGCCAUCAAGAGAAUCCCCACCCCCAGACAUGGCUCGAAAAGGCGUCGCAAAGCCUACGAAGCGUGCUAAACGGCGCAAGAAUUACUCGGAUGAUGAAGAUGACCUAUCGUCAUUGUCACAACAUUCCGAAUCCGCGUCGAUGUCCCAAUCUGAUUCAGAGGCCAAUUUUAGCCCAGGAGCUGAGAAACCUAUCUUCCCAUACGAGAAACUCUACUACGACUCGGCAGACAAGACGAAAAUCGAGGCCCUACCAGAAAUUGAGCGUGAAGAGAUCUUGGCACAACGGAGUGAGCAAGUAGAACGACACGAACAAGAUCUCACCCUGCGUCGCCUGGUCGCUGCAAGGGCUCGGGAGGAAGCAAAAACUGCAGCCAAGAAUAAGCGCAAAGCUAGCGCCGCUGAUUUGGAUGAUGGCCAGCGAAAGAGUACUCGACAACGUACCAAAGUGGGCGGUGGUCGUGCCGGUGAAGCAAGCAGUGCGAUCGAAGCCUACAAACUUCAACGAGCCGAGAAGAAUCUUAGGGAUGAACAACGCAAGAAGGAUGGAUUCGCAAGAAGACCAGCCUCCCCUCGCAAUGACUUCAGCGAUGCAGAUGCAGAUGGCGAGAGUGAUAACGAUUUUGAUGAUCGAAAGUACAGGAGACGGACACCUACACCACCCAAAGAUGACCCGAUUGCAGAGUUAGCUGAUAUUCAGAGAGCUCGUGUUGGUCGUGACAACUUUGCACAGGUCUGCUAUACUCCCGGCUUUGAAGAAGCCAUCACCGACUGCUAUGCCCGCGUGUGUCUUGGUCCCGGUCGUACUCCUGGCGUCAACGAAUAUCGACUUUGCUUGAUCAAAGGUUUUACCAAGGGGAAACCAUAUGCAAUGAUUGGGUCGAAUGGCAAACCAUUCCCUGUAGAUAUGUACAUACGAGCUGGGCAUGGAAAGGCUGAAAAACCUUGGUCUUUUCUCGAAUGCUCCAUGUCGAAGUUCACUGAUGAUGAAUGGCGGCGGUACAGAUCGACAAUGGCCAACGAUGACUUGAAGAUGCCGACAAAGGGUCUCAUUAACUCAAAACUCGACCAAAUCAACCGACUGUUGAAUCAUCGAUUCACAGACCCCGAGAUUUCAACCAAGUUCCAGAAGCAAAACGAUCUUCUUGAGAAGAUUUACAGAACUCAGGAAAAGGAUGCUAUUCGGGCCAAAAUCGACCAAGCGGUCGCAGAUGGGAAUGAUGAACGAGUAGCAGAUUUGGAGCAUCAGCUUGCGAAUAUUGUACCGAUGAAGCUUGCUUAUGGGACAAGUCUUUCACGGGCAGAGAACACCUACGUCAACAAGGAGCAGGAACGAUUGGCUGAGCUAAAUCUUCGAAAUCUAAGAUUGAAUGCCGAGAACGUUCGAAAGGCACAAUUGGCUGAGCUGAAGGCACGAAAAGUCAAAAAGCAUCUUGCGCCUGGUAUUGAUGAGCUGUUCGAAGGAAGUGAUAUCAGCAGGACUGGUACACCCGUCAACGGUGUUGGAACACCAAAGGCCGCAGCUAGCAUCUCACGGGCAGCAACGCCGAAUCCAUCGGCAGUUUCCAACGGUACUCCACGUAGCUCGACACCUAAUCCCAUCCUUUUCAAGCCUGUGGCAGAGAAGAAAAAGGGAGGGCUUCCCACCAUCAGAAAAGCGGCAAUGGACGAUGAGAUAUUGGCAAGCAUGGAUCUUGGAAUAGACAUCGACAUCGACAUCUGA
Molecule: messenger RNA, 1833 nt
Organism: Exophiala aquamarina CBS 119918
Lineage: Eukaryota; Fungi; Ascomycota; Eurotiomycetes; Chaetothyriales; Herpotrichiellaceae
Exons: 2
Coding region: 1-1833 (610 amino acids)
Cellular component (GO): Cdc73/Paf1 complex
Molecular function (GO): RNA polymerase II C-terminal domain phosphoserine binding; DNA binding
Source: RefSeq, a predicted model, not a curated record